GCCUCCGUCCCGGCUGCGGCCCCUGCCGGUUACAUAACUCACCGCGAGGGGCCCCCGCAGUCCCGCGUCCCGCUUCCGAGAGCCCUCAGGAUGCGCUGAGCCCUGCGACGCCUCUGCUGCCGCCGGCUCCCGCCCGAGGUGUGAAUGACAGAAGUGGUGCCUUCCAGCGCUCUCAGCGAGGUCAGCCUGCGCCUCCUCUGCCACGAUGACAUAGACACUGUAAAGCGCCUGUGCGCUGACUGGUUCCCCAUCGAGUACCCAGACUCAUGGUAUCGUGAUAUCACAUCCAACAAAAAGUUCUUCUCUCUCGCUGCAACGUACAGAGGCGCCAUCGUGGGAAUGAUAGUAGCUGAAAUUAAGAACAGGACCAAAAUACACAAAGAGGACGGAGAUAUUCUAGCCUCCAGCUUCUCUGUUGACACACAAGUUGCAUAUAUUCUCAGUCUGGGAGUAGUAAAAGAAUUCAGAAAGCACGGCAUAGGUUCCCUUUUACUGGAAAGCUUAAAGGAUCACAUUUCAACCACUGCCCAGGACCACUGCAAAGCCAUCUACCUGCAUGUUCUCACUACCAACAACACAGCAAUAAACUUCUAUGAAAACAGAGACUUUAGGCAGCAUCACUAUCUGCCCUAUUAUUAUUCCAUUCGUGGGGUCCUCAAAGAUGGUUUCACCUAUGUCCUCUACAUCAAUGGUGGUCACCCUCCCUGGACUAUCUUAGACUAUAUCCAGCACCUGGGCUCAGCGCUAGCCAACCUGAGCCCCUGCUCCAUCCCACACAGAAUCUACCGCCAGGCCCACAGCCUGCUUUGCAGCUUUCUGCCAUGGUCCAGCAUAUCCACCAAGGGUGGCAUCGAGUACAGCCGCACUAUGUGAUACCACUGGGGCAGCCUCCACCAGGCCCCUGCCAUUGGCACCUUGUGGAGCCCACUUUCCCAUCCAUCUGACCUCUGUUCUCUGCAAGGAGCUGGCAGCCACCUACCAGCCUAUCGGUCUGCCCCAGCUGCAGGCCCGGUGCUACAUGGGCUCAGGAGCAGAGCGUGUGCCUGGUCUCUGAACAGGUCUACUCCCAGAAAAUCCACCCAGGCCUCAGCACUGCCACCUGUGUGCCUCCACAUAGCAUUCCCCUGCUGACACCUUGUGGAUGGCAGAGGACUUCAGAGCUGGAAGGGGAUGAAAGGAGCUGGGGACGGCAGAGCCCACCUGUAGUGUACCUACACCAGGGCCUGGUGCACGUCCACGCACGGAGCUGCCAGUGCUUGUGUUUGCGCAGAGUCCACAGGGAUCCUGGUGGCUGCUGCUUGGCAGGCUCCUUCCUGCUUCUGGAAGCCUCUCCCUCUGCUCAGAGCCGUGGUCCUGCCUCCAUGUGCUGGCACCAUCCCCGUGGCCUGCAGCGGUGGCUCCAUUCAGUGGAAAGGAGCUUCUCUUGCCAGGCCUCUCCUGCUCCACUUCCUGUUUCUUCAGCUCCUUCCUGCAAAGCAUACUGAACUUUCUGCUGUGGAGAAAGAGUGCUGUGGACACCCUUAGCCUGGAAGACACAGGAACCUGAGAACAAAGAGGGCAUGGUACAGGGAAUACUAGGCCUUUGUUCAGGACCACCCCAAAGAAGCCUGGAGGUGGGAGCAGCCCCUACCCCUGGAGUGGGGUGGGCAGAGUGGGGCUGAACCCCCAGGGCUCAGCCCUCACCAAGGACGGUUACAUGAUGGACAGUAGUUCCCUGAUCCUGAGUGAUCUCCUGCUGCGCAUUUCCUGCUGUCCAGAGGAAUCAUCUUGCCCAUUGGAUCUUGGUAUGCUCUGUACAGCUGAUCAGCCCUGGGAGCUCAGCCGAGGACUGGUGUCCACGAAGCUGCUGGGUUCCUCCCCUGCCCGUGCCUCUGUUAGCUGAAGCUCCAAGGCCUGGCCACGUGCAGACAGAAGGUUGGGCUCUGCAUUUGGCAUCUCUGCUGCCACAGAGGGCAGUCAGUGCCUAUGGGUCCUCAGCCUCUGAGGCAGAUGCUGUGUCCACACAGUGAAUCGAUUGUGCUUGCAGCAUAUGUCAUAAGCGUCCAGCAUUCCUCCCUGUGCCCAGAGUGCUCGCUGCCAAGAGUCCUGCCCCGCAUUGCUGCAGUGUCAGGAGAGUCUGUAGAACGUCCUCACAGCCCCUCAGUGGAAAGCUCUGCUGACAGGGCUUGACCCAGUGCUUCCCUCCCUCAGCAUCCUCUGGCUCAGCUCUUAGGCACUGGAGCCAGCUAAGGCUGCCUGGCUUCACAGAGGCAAAGGGCAGGCCUGGACAGGAAAAGCAUUCCCCUUCCUUAACAGAGUGGGUCAGCAAGAGGAUGGUGUCCUGCUGACUGGUGCCUGCUGUGUGCCGAGGCUCAGCCUUGUGUAUUCUCCCCUUUCAGUGUGUUGAUCAUGUGAUUUUUUUUUUUUUUUUCAUUUCUGUCCUAUGUGAUGAGGGAAGUCUUCCAGAAGAUUCUCCUUGUACAUUCACAAUCUAGCUCAGAGGUCUUGCUCUGCCUUUCCCUCCUCCUCCCCUGAUCACUGCAGCCCCCAGCCCAGUGUUGAAAAGAUUGUAGUGUUUCGUAUUAUUACAAAUAAAUAGGCUUUAACUAGUCUCA
Molecule: messenger RNA, 2594 nt
Organism: Jaculus jaculus (lesser Egyptian jerboa)
Lineage: Eukaryota; Metazoa; Chordata; Mammalia; Rodentia; Dipodidae
Gene: Naa60
Product: N-alpha-acetyltransferase 60, NatF catalytic subunit
Exons: 8
Coding region: 145-873 (242 amino acids)
Biological process (GO): N-terminal peptidyl-methionine acetylation
Cellular component (GO): Golgi membrane
Molecular function (GO): histone acetyltransferase activity; protein-N-terminal amino-acid acetyltransferase activity
Source: RefSeq, a predicted model, not a curated record